Molecule: messenger RNA, 1219 nt
Organism: Westerdykella ornata
Lineage: Eukaryota; Fungi; Ascomycota; Dothideomycetes; Pleosporales; Sporormiaceae
Product: SGNH hydrolase
Exons: 6
Coding region: 162-938 (258 amino acids)
Source: RefSeq, a predicted model, not a curated record
GCACGACUGUACAAGUUGGGGACUGCUGGGCUAAUACAAGUAGAAUAACAUCGGGAUAACCCAGCUUUCCUUUUCUGUAGAUUGUUGUGUGUCUGUCUUUGUUACAGUCAGAAAGCGAUGCGCUUCUUUUCCUCAGCAAAAUCGGACAAUCGUUAAUAAUCAUGGUCGCCUUAUAUCACAAGUUCUUCCUCUUCGGGGACAGCCUGACCCAAGACUCUUUCAAUCAAGAACGCGGCUUUGGCUGGUCGGCCGCCCUGCAGCACGCCUACAUUCGACGUUUGGAUGUCGUCAACCGAGGUUUUAGUGGUUACAAUACCCAACAAGCAUUGAAAGUGCUGCCCAGCAUCAUCCCGUCGCCCGAGACUGCCCGCAUUCGUUUCUUGGUCGUCUUCUUCGGCGCCAACGAUGCAGCUCUUCCCCAACCCGUGGAGAACCAGCACGUCCCACUGGAAGAAUACAAGCAGAAUCUAGAAAAGAUCAUCACCCAUCCGCUCAUCACUCCUCACAAUGCACGCGUCAUCUUGAUUGCACCACCUCCGAUCAAUGAACAUCUCCUUUGGCCCAACGACAAGCUCAAAGGACGGGAAUCUGCGUCAAGAGUGGCUGCCGUCACGAAGAGCUACGCCGACGCAGCGUACGAAGUAGGCACUCGCCUUGGAGUGCCUGUCGUCCAUCUCUGGAACGCCUUCAUGACCAAAGCCGGGCUCGAGAUAGACCAGUGGAAGACGGGCGAUACUCUCCCUGGAUCUUUAGAUGUGCUAGAGAACGAAACCCUGAAGGAGUUGCUGUACGACGGGCUUCACUUCAACCCUGCCGGAUACCAGAUUCUAUACAAGGAGACUAUGAAGGUUAUUGCGGAGCAUUGGCCCGAUCAACUGCCAGAGAACUUGCCCAUGGUGCUUCCUGCAUGGAACGACGGCGAUGCGUGGAAAGUCUAAGACAACGUGACCAGCAGCAUAGGCGGCCAGACCGGGAUGGAUAUAGGUUGCACGACUCGUAGCCUAUCUUAUACACUUCGCGUCCUAUCGGUGUGAAGAUCGGAUAGUGAGAGUGAUAGGGUUGUUGGCUCUAAGACAGACCUUGCUCCAACGUCAACGCAGGUAGCAUCGUCUUCCAACAAUGGGUCUUUGCAUCUGUAAUUCGAAGAGAUUCCUUAUGUGCAGUCUCCGGUGGAAGUAGCGGACAUCUGGACUGGACUAAUACUUAAUCACAUGUCUGC